Messenger RNA from Prorocentrum cordatum, 2770 nucleotides. NCBI's taxonomy places the organism in Eukaryota, Dinophyceae, Prorocentrales, Prorocentraceae. The record is from the annotation of a GenBank genome assembly.
AGCCGCUUCUCCUCAAGACACGGCUGCGCGGGUGUGCGCGAACACAUUUCUGGGGGCGCCAGCACGGGCGAGCAGGCCAGUCGCCGCGAUGUGCAGGUACUCGAGCCCCUCGGAGCACGCGUCCGCGUGGCUCCGGCGCUUCGAGGACGCGCUGCUGGCCCGCGACGUCGAGGCCGUGACGGGGCUCUUCGCCCCGGACUGCUACUGGCGGGACCUCGUGGCUUUCACGUGGAACAUCUCAGAGACCAUGGAGGGCCGCGACGCCAUCGGCCACAUGGUCGCGGCGACGCUGGACAACGUCCAGCCCUCCGGCUGGACCCUGGUGGGCGAGGCCUCGGAGUCGGACGGCGUGAUCGAGGCCCAGAUCACGUUCGAGACGGCGGUGGCGCGCGGCUCGGGCCACAUCAAGCUCGGCGAGGAGGGCUGCUGGACGCUGAGCACAGCCGCGCAGGCCCUCAAAGGCCACGAGGAGCGGCGCGGCCCGUUCAGGAGCGCGGGGGCGCCGUACGGCGCGCGCCGCGGCGGGGCUGUGCAGGACGGGCGCUCCGAGGCGGAGCCAUACGUCGUCGUCGUCGGGGGCAGCCAGGCGGGCAUCGCCCUGGGGGCGCGCCUCGCAGCGCUCGGCGUGCCGCACGUGGUGCUCGAGAGCAGCGCGCGCGCGGGGGACAAGUGGCGCACGCGCUACGACGCCCUUUCGCUGCACGACCCCGUCUGGUGCACGCACCUGCCCUACAUGCAGUUCCCGGAGACGUGGCCAGUCUAUCCCAGCAAGGAUCAGGUUGCGGACUGGCUGGAGAUGUACGUGAAGGUCAUGGGCGUCAAUUACUGGACCAAUGCGAGGUGCACGGCCGCCACUUGGGACAGCGCGGCGCGGGAGUGGGCCGUGACGGUUGAGCGGGAUGGUGAGACCGUGCGGUUGGCACCGAAACAACUCGUGUUGGCAACCGGUCUCUACGGGCUCCCGAGCAUGCCCACCUUCGAGGGGGAGCAGGAGUUUCGCCAGGACCGCGAGGUGAUCCACUCCUCCAGCUUCGUCUCGGGCGCGGCCUACGCCGGGAAGCGGGUCGUGGUGGUCGGGUGCGGCACGUCCGCCCACGACAUUUGCGCCGACCUGCACUCCCACGGCGCGUGCGCCACCAUGGUGCAGCGGUCUUCCACCACCAUUCGGGAUACGCUCUGCGACGUCCUGUGCGGCGACCUGUACUCUGAGGCGGCCGUGGAGAAGGGCAUAGACCCGGAGAAGGCCGACCUGAUCUUCGCGUCCAUCCCGUACCGCCCGCUCGCGGAAGCUCAGAGGGUGGCGUGCGCCAAGAUGCAGGAGCUGGACGCGGGCAUCCUCGACAGGCUGCGGCAGAGGGGGUUCCUCAUCGACUUCGGCGAGGACGGCACCGGGAACUUCAUGAAGUUCGUGCGGGCAGGCAAGGGGUAUUACUUUGACUGCGGAGCCUCCGAGCUGAUCGCCAGCGGCGAGGUCGGCCUGAAGGUGGGCCAGAUCGCCAGGCUCUCUGGCCAGGGCGUCGUGAUGGAGGACGGGGCCGUGCUGCCCGCCGACGCCGUGAUCCUCGCCACGGGCUACGGGCCAAUCAACGACCUCGCCGCGCAGUUCCUGGGCAGAGAGGUCACCACGAGGCUCGGGAAGGUCUGGGGCCUGGGCUCGGGCACCCCUGGCGACCCGGGCCCCUGGGAGGGCGAGCUCCGGAACAUGUGGAAGCCCACGCAGGUGGAGGGGCUGUGGGUGCACGGCGGCAACCUGCAGAUGAACAGGAGCUACUCGCUCUACCUCGCGCUCCAGCUGCAGGCCCGCGCGCUGGGCCUGCAGACGCAGGUCUACGGGCUGCAGGAGGUCCACCACGCCGCCUGACCCAGGGGCGCGCGGCGCGCCCGUGCCUCCGAGGGGCAGGGCGCCGCCCUGCCGCGCUGUCGGCGCCCCACCCGCGCCCUGAGAUCCAGUCGUCGUCGUCGUCGUCGACGACGACGGCGGCGCGCGAUGUUGCCUCGUUUCGGGCCCUCGGGAAUUGUUUUGGCUGUCCUCCGGUGCUGAGCGGUCGUUGCCCUCCCCCCUGGGUGACGGGGCGGCUUCUUCGUGGCGUUGGAUCUCAAGGGAGCUGCGCCGCGCGGGCGCAGAGAGCGGCGGGCCCGGCCUUGCAGAAGAGGGCGUGUCGUCCGACCCCACUCGGGCCCGCGGAGUUCCGGGGACCAUCGCGCGCGCGCGCAGCCCGCCAACCCGACCACAUCGUGGCCGCGGCGCUGGUGCCUCUGGCGCCGCGCUGCCUGUUGCUGCGGGCUUCCGCUCGCCGCACUGUCCCCUGCUGCGACUGCGCCGCCAGCUCCCGCACGGCAGGCCAGGUUCCGCAGGCAUGGCCGCGCUGCGGAGGGACCGCCGACGCGGCAUCUUACAGCGCCUCCGGUCAAGGAGCACCGGAGGCAGAGUGCGGUCGGCCCGGCUUCCUCGGCACGCCUCCCGAGCGGGCAGCCGCGCCCAGACGGAGGGCGAGGCCGCCAUGCCGUGCUUGGGACCAUGGGCGCUUUGAAUUCACUUCCAGAGCAGAUGUCUGCAGAAUGCACCCGUGCAUCGCCACAAUGACGGCCCUGGCCACGCAUGAUGGUGGUGUAUAAUGUGGCACCUGUGGUGUAGGACUGCAGGACGCACGCGUUGGGCAACCGCCGGCGCCAGUCAGGAAUUGAAAUCUUAGCGCGUCGCGUUUCCCCCAAGCCGGUCCAGACACGAUCAUUGGGCGAUUUCGUUGGGAGGAGCACUAGUGAAAAUCAA